AUGUCUAACACGAUAGAUACGGCCAAGCUGGCGCUGAUAUCCCAGGGAGCGGCCUAUGGUCUGCUUAUUGGGCUUGGUGUUGUCUUUUGUGGUGUUAUUCUCAUCGCAGUUAAGGUUCAAAAAGCGUAUCUGGCGGAGGAUUCUGGAAAAUCUGAAAUGUUCAUGGUCGCCAAUCGAUCUGUUGGCACGGGCUUAACUGCAUCUGCGGUUUUCUCGUCAUGGAUGUGGAUUAAUGAGACAGUUUUGGCAGCUGCGAUGUGCUAUAGAUAUGGACUUGCAGUUCCUUUGUGGUGGGGAUCUGGCCUUUGUUUCCAGAUCGCAUUAAUGGCCGCACUUGGCGUAAUGGCCAAGAUCCGAGUGCCGUAUGCUCAUACCUCCCUUGAGAUCGUGCGUAUGCGAUAUGGCAAGAUCGGACAUCUUGUUUUUGUCGUGCUCAAUCUUGUAAACAACGUUUUUGGUUGCGCCUCCAUGAUCAUGACCGGAUCCCAGCUGAUCUACGGGGUAUCUGGAAUGCACUUUGUUGCAGCUACUAUCCUCAUCCCACUUGGAGUGGUUCUCUAUACAGCAGUGGGUGGUCUGAAGGCCACAUUCCUGACUGACUUCUUACACACGGCGAUUGCAUUGAUCCUCAUCAUUUACUUCACGAUCGCCGUUCUGACCAACAAAGAGGUCGGUGGAUUGGGCGGCCUGUAUGAUAAGGUCGUAGCGACAGCUGGCGAUAAUUAUAUCCCUGGGAACUAUGAGGGCUCUCUACUCACAUUUAAGUCCAAGAACGCCAUUAUCUGGGGAUUGAUUCUAAAGUUCGGAAACCUGGCCCUCGUUGUCAUGGAUACCGCGUUCUGGCAAAAAUCAUUCGCAACCGAAGUCCAGGCCACAGUGCCAGGAUAUAAUAUUGCUGCGCUGGCCGUGUUUGGUAUUCCAUGGGGCCUCGGAACAGUCCUUGGAUUAACUGCCCGAGCAAUCCACAACACUCCAAUCUUCCCGACAUACCCUGGUGCUCUCACUUCGACGGAAGUCAGCAUGGGAAUGGUUAUGCCAUACACGAUCAAAGCACUGAUUGGAGACAAAGGCAUAAUCGGGUUCUUCUUUCUGCUGUUCAUGGCCCUGACGAGCACGAUCUCGUCUUCCAUGAUCGCUGUCAGCAGUAUCCUCUCAUAUGAUCUCUACAAGACCUAUCUAAAUCCGAAGGUAACAGAUAAACAGCUUGUCCGGGUUAGUCAUUUGACUGUGGUAAUCCACGGCGUCUUUAUCACUGGGAUUUCGAUCGCGAUGAACUAUGGAGGCGCGAACAUGACCUGGAUCAAUUAUCUACGACCGAUCAUCUCAUGCCCUGGAAUUCUACCGCUUAUUUUCACUUUGUUCUGGUCUCGUCAAACCAGAUUGGCUGCAAUUGUCUCACCUGUUCUUGGCUUUUUCACUGGUCUUGCCGUCUGGCUCGCAACAGCCAAGUCAAUGUAUGGUGCUGUUGACAUCGCCGCCACUUCAAAUAACUAUCCUGCCCUCUACGCCGCUAUCGCGUCUUUCUUCUCGCCGGCACUGUACUCAGUUAUUUUGUCGCUUUACCGACCUUCCACAUUUGACUGGAGGGAAUUCCUGCGCAUUGAGCUUGCAGACGAGGCUCAAAUACAUGCGGCGUCAGACACAAGCACACUGAACGAAAGUAGCGAGGAGGAUCAGACAGACGAAAAGCGUGUCACCGGGUCUGUGAAACCAGUUGCCGACGGACCUUCGGAAGCCAACUCUGACCUCGAACACAUUGGCGCCAGCGAGAAGAAUGCUCCGUCGGCUAUUUCAUCGCCUGGCUCAGUCGAGAUUAGCUUGGACAAUAUUCAACAUCCAUUCGACGAUGCAACUCUGAAAGAGCUUUACCGAUGGCUGAAAAUCGCCUGCUAUAUGUUUGUGGCUAUUGUGUUGGUCACAUUUGUUGCUUGGCCACUUCCUCUCUACCGUGACUAUAUUUUCACAAAACCAUUCUUUGCGGGGUGGGUAACGGUGUCAAUCAUCUGGCAAUUCGGUGCAUUUGGCGCUGUUGUCAUUUAUCCACUGUAUGAUGGACGCCGCGAAAUUGCCACUGGCACCAGAGGUAUUUGGACCUCCUCGUUAGAGUACUUCGGCAAGAAACGAACAGCCUAG
Messenger RNA from Penicillium canescens, 2133 nucleotides. RefSeq names its product sodium:solute symporter family protein. NCBI's taxonomy places the organism in Eukaryota, Fungi, Ascomycota, Eurotiomycetes, Eurotiales, Aspergillaceae. Gene Ontology annotation, cellular component: plasma membrane. Gene Ontology annotation, biological process: urea transmembrane transport. The transcript is spliced from 4 exons. Gene Ontology annotation, molecular function: urea transmembrane transporter activity. The coding region runs from base 1 to 2133 and encodes 710 amino acids. The record is from RefSeq and is a predicted model, not a curated record.